This is a messenger RNA of Dictyostelium purpureum, 705 nucleotides long. RefSeq lists its product as uncharacterized. The record is from RefSeq and is a predicted model, not a curated record. Gene Ontology annotation, cellular component: nucleolus. Lineage: Eukaryota; Evosea; Eumycetozoa; Dictyosteliales; Dictyosteliaceae. Bases 1 to 705 code for a protein of 234 amino acids. Gene Ontology annotation, biological process: ribosomal large subunit biogenesis. The transcript has a single exon.
AUGCCAAGAAUUUCUAAAAAGCUCAGAAAAGAAGGUUCAUUAAAAAAGAAAUUUAAGUUUGGUCAUAUUGAUGACGAGGUUAUGAAAAGAUGGGAUAAUUCAAAGACAACAUUAGAAAAUUUUGCACUCAUGGGAUUACAAUAUAAUAAUAAAUUUAUUUCAGAGAAUCAAAGAGCAUUAGAUAAAUUAAAAAUGGAAGCUAAACCAAUUGAAUUAACAGUACCAGAACCAAUCAAAGCUAAAGAGAGAGGUGUCAAUUUCCAUCAACAACAUUAUAUCAGACCUUUAAUAAUUAAAUAUAAAGAAGAUUACGAAAAAAUGAAAAUGGAUCACAAAUUAAAUUUUUAUCAAAAAACUGCUACAGAAUUAGAAAAAUUAGCUAAAAAAUUCAUUGUAUUAUAUGGACAUCCAAUUUAUGGUGAUGUUUAUCAACAACAACAAGAAGAAGAACAAAAGAAAUUAAAAGAGGAAGAAGAAAAGAAAUUAAAAGAAGUAGAGGAAGAAAAAAGAAAACAAGAAUUAUUAAAUAAAAAACAACAACAAAAAUCACAACCACAAUCUAAAACAACCACUAAACAACCAACAGCAUCCAAAAAGCAAACUGAAGAGCCAAAAAAUACCAUUUCUAAAAAAGUUGUCAAAACACAAACAGUUUCAAAACCAAAAACUACUACAGUUGCUAAAAAAGUAGUUAAAUCAAAAUAA